AUGGCGGUGCUCUCCAUCGACGAGAUCAGCGUGUAUGCGUCGAUCGACAACAAGCCGGUGGACACGCGCCAGCGCGUGGUGGUGCUCGGCUCUGGUUGGGCCGCUGCGUCGUUCCUCAAAGCCCUCCCAAAGGAUGUCAAGGACAAGUUUGAGGUGAUUGUCGUAUCGCCGCGCAACUACUUCCUGUACACGCCGCUGCUGCCGGCGGUGGCAACGGGGACCAUGGAGGAGCGCUCGAUCGUGGAGCCCGUACGCAACCUCGUCACAAAGAAGGGGGAUUACUACGAGGCAGUGUGCAAGGCCAUCGACCCGGUGCGCAAGGAGCUGGUGGCGUGCUUCCCCAAGGAUGCAGGUCUGGACGAGGCGUGCUUCAAGAUCUCAUAUGACAAGCUGGUGAUCGGCGUCGGCUCGGUCAACAACACGUUCGGGAUCCAGGGCGUUGCGGAGUACUGCAACUUCUUCAAGAGCAUCGAGGACGCAAAGGCGCUGCGCCGCCGCGUCAGCGAGUGCUUCGAGCGCGCCGCGCUGCCGGCGACCCCGGACGAGGAGCGGCGAAAGCUGCUGUCCUUUGUGGUGGUCGGGGGCGGCCCCACCGGCGUGGAGGUGGCGGCAGAGCUGCAUGACAUGAUCUUUGAUGACCUCAAGGACCUCUACCCAUCAGUCAUCAAG
Messenger RNA from Monoraphidium neglectum, 669 nucleotides. Its product is annotated as NADH dehydrogenase. The record is from RefSeq and is a predicted model, not a curated record. The transcript has 7 exons. NCBI's taxonomy places the organism in Eukaryota, Viridiplantae, Chlorophyta, Chlorophyceae, Sphaeropleales, Selenastraceae. Gene Ontology annotation, molecular function: NADH dehydrogenase activity. The annotation marks the transcript as partial.